Messenger RNA from Nematolebias whitei (Rio pearlfish), 3288 nucleotides. RefSeq lists its product as uncharacterized. Gene Ontology annotation, biological process: regulation of transcription by RNA polymerase II. The record is from RefSeq and is a predicted model, not a curated record. Gene Ontology annotation, cellular component: nucleus. Gene Ontology annotation, molecular function: transcription cis-regulatory region binding. Lineage: Eukaryota; Metazoa; Chordata; Actinopteri; Cyprinodontiformes; Rivulidae.
UCCCGGCGGUGUAACCGGAGAGAGAGGGGCCUCCUCGCUGAGAGGAAUGCAGGACUGCAAUGGAGCACAAUGCAAUACAGUGGGUCGGUGCUCCCUCCUGCCAGCGAGGCAGCUACGCCUUCUACAAGUCGGUGAGCAGCAGAACCCGGCCGGACGGGCCGGUCCAGGUGUGGAAGCUCGGGGAGUUCUACUUCAUCCGAUGUGGGCCGGAGGAUCCCGUGUGCAUCGCUGAGGUGACCUUACUAUGGGAGGAUCAAGCACGGCGCCACCUGCUGGCCAGCGCCAGGCUCUACUUCCUGCCGGAGGACACGCCGAAGGGCCGGACCAGAGAACACGGAGAGGACGAGGUUGUGGCCGUGUCCAGGAAGAUGGUGGUGCGGGUCGAGGACUUGGUGCGAUGGUCCUGUUCAGAACCCACAGAUUGGAGCAGAAACCCCGCUGCCGCCCGACGGGACCAACGGGCUCCACAGGCCCCCGCCCAGCAGCAACAACACCCAAGACCUACUGGAGGAAAAAGACAUGCUCCUGGAAACGACGCGCCGCAGCACCCGGGGGUCAAAGUGCUCAGCUACCCGCAGUACUGCCGCUUCCGCUCGCUGCAGAGACGCAUCCAGGACGGAGCGAGGGGCGCCGUGCUGCAGGACCCCCACCUGCUGGCCCUGGGGGGCAUCAAGGUUCUGCCCAACGCCCGGGUCUUGUACUGCAGGGACACGUUCAACAACCCGGCGCUGGAGGGCAGCGCCUGCUUCUCCUGGCAGUUCAGGUGUCCGUCUCUCAGUCUUCGGGGACGACCUCGCAAGAGGAGAAGCCGCGACAGCCGAGACUCGCCGACCUCCAGCCAGUCAGAGUCCUGGAUCGACAGGAUGAAGGAGAACGUGAUGGGCAGCGUGGAGGUGGGCUGCGAGGGCAGCUGGCUCCCCCACCCCGAGGAGCAGCUGUUCCUGGAUCAGCUCUACGUCUUCAUGGAGCACCACGGGGCGCCCAUCCACAAAGUCCCCAACCUGGGCUUCAAGAAGAUUGACCUCUUCCUCAUGUACUCCGCGGUCAGACGGCUCGGAGGAUACAAAAAGGUGACCGUGGACCGGCUGUGGAAGGUGGUUUAUAACGAGCUGGGAGGAUGUCCCGGCAGCACCAGCGCUGCGACCUGCACCAGGAGACACUACGAGAGGCUGCUGCUGCCGUACGAAGAGCACCUCAGAGCCGGAGGAGCCGAGUUCAAAAUCCCGGAGUCCCCGGUUCCACCGAGACCCAGAGGGAUACGAGGACGGAAACCUCUUCACCGAGGCAGGAAGCCCGGUCCGAAACCCAAAGAGAAGAAGGUGCUGCCCGCACCGCCCGCUCUUCCUCCUCCCACUAUCGUGGACGGUUCUGGACAGAUCGUGGACGGUUCUGGACAGUCUGUGAACCCAAACGGACCCGUCGUGGUGAAACGAGGCAGAGGGCGCCCGCCGGGCACUCGAAACAAGUCCACCCUGGUGGCUCAGGCCAAACUUCUGGCCCAGCAACAAGCUGAAGACAAAGUCCCAGCAGCCGAGACGCAGCAGCCGAUCCCCUUGCUUCCAGCUAAAGGCAGAGGAGGCGUGGUGAGCAGAGGAGGCGUGCUGAGCAGAGGAGGCGUGCUGAGCAGAGGAGGCGUGCUGAGCAGAGGAGGCGUGCUGAGCAGAGGAGGCGCGCACCGGACCAAACCCAAGGAGCUGAAACCGGACCGAGGGGAGUCGGCGGCUCCCUCCUCCACGGUGCUCCUCUCCGCUUUGCCUCGUUUUGUCGGCGGUUUCAGCCCCAUCAAAGGCGUUUGUCCUCUGGAUGUCUUCAGGAACCGCGUCAGCCUUCAGAGGGCCCCCGACAGUCCGGCCCUGACCCCCCAAGUCCCGACGCAGCGCCACCCGGCCAUCUACACCCUCCAACCCAAGAGUGGAAGCCCCGACCCCCCUCAUCCCAGCACGGACCAGCUCCAGCCUCAUCUGCUCCACCAGCACCAGAACCACUGCUCGGGGUGCAGCACGGAGGAGGGGGGGGCGAGAGGGGCCGGCCGGGACCCCCGGAGCCGACCUCCCCUGCCCCCCCUCCGGGUCCUGCCUCUGAACCUGGACUGCGACGUCCAGGUGAGCCAGCUGAUGAGGACUCACCAUCUGGACUCGUCUCAGCUGCAGUCCUUCACCCGCCGUCUCUCCGAGGCCCUGUCCCAGGACCUGAGCAUCAAGCCUGCCUGCCCCCCCAUCACCCCUCCCCCCGAGCAGGCUCUGCCCCUCAACCUCAGCAAACGCUUCGCGCCCAAAAGAACCAGCACAGACGGGCCGGAGCCGAGCCGGCAGUCCGUCAAUGGGAUCACAGACCCACCGGGGGCCAAGAACCACAGACCCAGCUUCCAGGAACAGGCACAGGAUUUCAGCCUGGGGGGGCUGUCCAGCUCUGGAGUCAGAGCCGGAGGGUCAAACGUGGAGCUGAGGAGCCAGGAGGAACCCGCGGACCUCAGUUCCCCCAGCAGGAUCCGGGCCUUUCUGCUCGGCCUGCCGCCCUUCCAGGUGAAACUGGAGGAAGACCUGAACGGGACGAGGUUCGGUAAAUUUCCUCCGUCAGAGUCCGCAACCCAGAGGCUCGGGGCCAAGGAGGGAGGAGGCACCGUGGAGGUGAAGGAGGAGGAGCAGACAGUCAAUAAACUUCAGAAGUUGGAGGAGAGAGAUCCGGCUCUGUGUUCUGGUCCUCUAGAGCUGACGGGAGCCGGGCCCUCGAAUGCCGACACGCACUGUUUUUAGCAUCUGUUCAGGUUUUAGGAUUUAAGACCAGGACCCUGGACGGGUCCACCACGGGACCGCUAACCGGCAAAGCAGGAACGUUGUUCGAUAACUCCUGACAUCACGCUUUGCUCUCGUCAUUUCCGCUCAUUCGUUGGUUUUUCGAUGGAUGGAAAGCAUCAACGCAGCGACUCCUGACAAUCAUUUCCCGUCCUCUUCUCUGUUGGGUGGGAACUAAAGAACCAGGAGUGACCCGGAGUUUGUAACGAACACUGCCACGACCCUCCACGACCCUCCACGACCCUCCACGACCCUCCACGGCCCUCCACGACCCUCCACGACCCUCCACAACACUACGGCUUCGUUAUUCAGCGUUCCGCAGAAACGUUGAAGAAGAUCCUCGUCAGAAUGAGAUCUCAUCUACGGGUGAUGCUAUGCAUCCACACGUCAUGAAACAGCAUCCAGAGCGUACUGUAGUCUGCUAGUAUCAUUUUUAAAUUCCACUCUACUUCUGUAGAGGUAUAAAUAUUUUCUGAUAAAGUGUUUAAAUGUAAUC